Messenger RNA from Schistocerca nitens (vagrant locust), 1167 nucleotides. Its product is annotated as odorant receptor 43a-like. NCBI's taxonomy places the organism in Eukaryota, Metazoa, Arthropoda, Insecta, Orthoptera, Acrididae. The transcript has 6 exons. Gene Ontology annotation, molecular function: odorant binding; olfactory receptor activity. The coding region runs from base 1 to 1167 and encodes 388 amino acids. Gene Ontology annotation, biological process: detection of chemical stimulus involved in sensory perception of smell; sensory perception of smell. The record is from RefSeq and is a predicted model, not a curated record. Gene Ontology annotation, cellular component: plasma membrane.
AUGGAGGACGCCGGCGGCCUGAUCGGCCCCAGCCUCGCAGUGCUGCGGCUGAUGGGGCUGUGGAGGCCGGCCGCGGCUUCUGGGGGAGCCUGCGGUGGGGCGGCCGCCUCCCUGCCGGGAGCCAUCAGCUGCGUGGCCAUCGGCCUGCUCUCCCUCUGCUGCGCCUCCAAGCUCUUCAUAGACACGCCCACCGAGCUGACGGAGCUCACCGUCUGUGCCUACUUGUUCGUCAUAAUAACCGCUAACUUUGUCAAGGUCAUGAUCGUGGUGUCCUCGAUCGCCUGGCUCUUCGUGACGGUGCCGUUCCGCGUGUUUACGGCUGGAUCAACGAACAUCGACUGGCCAACGCCGAUCCCCAUCUGGCUGCCCAUCGACAUGCAGCUCUCCCCGACCUACGAACUCAUCUACCUGGGCCAGGUGCUUUGCGCCGUGGCAACGGCGGGGGCGAUGCUGGGCGUCGACACGCUCUUCUUCCACCUCACGCUGAUGAUUGUCGCCGAGCUGCAGGUCCUCAACGACAAUAUUUCUAUGGUUGGGAGGGUCGCGUCACCCGACGAGAAGGAAGUCUUUUUCAGGGUUAAGGACGCAGGGGAGCAACAGCAAAACUUUUCUGACGUCAUCAACAACGGACAGAAUGAAGGCGGAGUUUCUCUGUCGAACCCCCAAGCAACAAUCACGGAGAAGAACUAUUCCGAUUUAAUUGAAAUUAUACAGCACCAUCAAAUUAUAAUCAAGAUGGUCGGCCUGCUGCAGACAAUUAUGGACUAUUCAGUAUCGGUACUGCUUCUCACCAACGUGCUGGAUGUGUGCUUCUUAAUAUUCACCAUGUCCGAGCUGUUACAUAAUGAGAAGAGCUUACACGCCGUGCUGCAGACCAUACUUUCCCUCCCUUGUCUUUUGUGCGAAUCCGGAGCCUUCUGCAUGUUUGGGCAGAUGAUAAUAGAUCAGAGCGAGAACUUGGUCCAUGCGGGCUUCAGCUGUGAGUGGUUGCACGCAGACAUCUGCUUCAGGAAGCCGCUCCUCAAGUUCAUGCUGAUGGCGUCACACCCGCUGCAGAUCAAACUGGGCGGCACUGCCAAGCUGUCAAGGUCAACAUUCCUACAGGCUCUUAAUGGUUCAUACACGCUUAUAAAUUUGUUGUAUCAUUCUCGUCGUCCUGAGGGAUAA